Molecule: messenger RNA, 3600 nt
Organism: Aspergillus viridinutans
Lineage: Eukaryota; Fungi; Ascomycota; Eurotiomycetes; Eurotiales; Aspergillaceae
Product: glycerophosphocholine phosphodiesterase
Exons: 4
Coding region: 1-3600 (1199 amino acids)
Biological process (GO): glycerophospholipid catabolic process
Molecular function (GO): glycerophosphocholine phosphodiesterase activity; protein binding
Source: RefSeq, a predicted model, not a curated record
AUGAAGUUUGGGCGCAACUUGCCUCGAAAUGUCGUUCCCGAAUGGAGCACUUCGUACAUCAGGUACAAGGCCUUGAAGAAACUGAUCAAAUCCGCGGCAGAGGAGGUGAAAGCUGGCCGUGAAGCGGAUCUUGCGGAAUUCUUCUACUCUCUCGAUCGAAAUCUCGAGGAUGUCGAUUACUUCUACAACAAAAAAUUUGCGGACUUUUCCCGUCGCUUGAAGUUGCUGGAAGAGCGAUACGGCCAUUCCCUGCAUAAAGGGCAUCAGCUCGAUUCGGAGGAUGUGGAGGAUCUUCUGGCGGCGUUGCUCGAACUGCGUGGUCAACUACGCAAGCUGCAGUGGUAUGGCGAAGUCAACCGUCGUGGAUUUGUCAAAAUUACCAAGAAGCUUGAUAAGAAGGUCGGCGUCACGGCGCAACAGACAUACCUGGAGACUAAAGUGGAUCCGUCGCCUUUCGCCUCUAACGCCCGAGUCACCGAGUCUCUCAAGAAAAUCAACGAGUGGCUUUCCGUGCUUGGAGACCAGAAGGUCUUCGACGAUGCAAGCUCUACGCGAUCCUCGCUUUCCUUGAAGAAAGGACCUUCGCGGCCCAAUCUCAAUCUGCCCCCGAGCAUGCUUAGUGAGGUUGACGACGCUUUGCGCAAGGAUGACACACAUGUCCUCCUGGAACUAAUGGAGACGCUGAAGGCAGCUGCGGAUGAUAUCGGAGAAACGGUCUAUCCUAAGGUUUUGAAAAGUCUUCUUCAGCGGUCCAUUUACUAUCGUUCCAAGGCGUGCAUUUCAGUCCUCCUUGGUCGAAUCGACUCGCUCGACGAGGAGGACGACAUCAAUAAGCGCAAUUGUAUCCAUCGUUUGGUUAUUUCUAUCGGACGAGCGCAGUCGUCCACUGACUCAGAGUCGUCCGCCUCGAUGGUGCUUGAUUUUUCGCUGGAAACUUCUCAUUACAUCACCCCCGCUGCUCCUCCGACCAUGCAGCCACCUCGGCCAGUGGUAAAAGAGACGAAUCAUCCCCAGCUUCUGGACAGAGACGACCCUUCGGUUUCACUUUUGCAGUUUAUUCUGGACGAACUCCAGCCCCAUCAGCGCGGCGCAUUGCUAGCCAAAGACCUUUCUGGACGCACCCCUCUGCAUUAUGGUGCACAGUAUGGGUUCAAAGUGGUAUGCGAGGUCAUCAUUGAACACCUGCAGGGUUGGGAUAUGUUUGAUGUUCGUGAAGGCAUUGAUGCACCGCAGUGGCAGGAUAACGAUGGCUGGGCUCCCUUGCACUUGAGUGUUGUUGGCGGUCACCCGCUGACGACACGGGCACUAUUGGAGGCGGAGAACUGGCAAGGUGCUUCUGAGAAAAAAGCUGCCAUACGGAAGCACGUGUCGAAAUCCAGCGCGGUCUUGGCAUUAGCCACCAAGGCAAAUUUCGUCGAUAUAGUGCAACUCCUUGUGGAUGCUGGAGUCGACAUCAACUACCAGGAUGACCAGGGCGAAACCGCGCUGCAUGUGGCCGCUCGUUUUGGUCACGAUGCGUGCGCAAAGAUUUUGCUUGAGGGCACUGACGAUCAGAAGGCGGACACUGAGCUUACGGAAAAUACUUAUUCUUGGACGCCGCUUUUCGUUGCCUGCGUCGAUGGGUCUUUGGGCGUUGUAGAGUUGCUCAUUCAAGCUGGCGCCGAUCUCGAGAGACUCGACUCUUCAGGCUGGAGUGCCAAGGAACAUGCUGCAUUGAGAGGUCAUCUUGAUAUUGCGAGACGUCUGGCACAAGUGACGCCCGAACCUGAAGUAACGGAAGCCGAGCCUGCGAUACCUGUUCCUUCGGUGACUUCUAUCCAAUCGUCCCCAACUUCGCAAUCUUCCCUUACCGAGAGACGAUCUAAUGUUAGCCCACGCGGGAGUCCUGCGCCGCGGAGCACUGAACCUAUUAAAACUUUUGGACAUCGGUAUCUCACCGACAAGGCCAUGAUUCUGGUCAGCCUGGGCACCAUGGACAUACGAAAGCACAUGGAAGCAGUGAAUCUUGACCGUAUUCCUAUGGUCAACGCUCAUUCUACUCAAUUGGAUACCGCCCUGUCCAUCGUCGUAUCGGCCAAUGGAGCUGAAGGAGAGCCCGAGAUCAUUGAUCUUCCGGUUCAAGAUAACAUCUCUACGGAACCGAUCGUCUUCCAUGCCGCAGACCCAAGCAAGGUCAGGCUGCUGUUUGAUCUUAUCCCCACAUAUGCUGGCACAAAGGAUCAGAUUGUAGGACGCGGCGUUGCUCUGCUUUCGAGCGUUAAGCCGACGAUCGGAUCUCACCGUAUCAAUCUCAAAGGUGACUCCACGGUUCCCAUCAUGGCUGCCAACACUUUGGAAGUCAUUGGCUCCGUGACAUUCAACUUCCUUAUCGUUACGCCUUUCAAGCAUCCGAAUAUGUCGAUUACUGGCAACAGGACAUACUAUAAGAGCAUGAGCUCGACCAUGGUCAUCGGACAUCGCGGUUUAGGGAAGAAUUUGGCCAGUCGCCGAUCCUUACAGUUAGGAGAAAACACUCUGCCGUCGUUUAUUGCGGCUGCCAAUUUGGGAGCAUCCUACGUCGAGUUCGAUGUCCAGCUCACGAAAGACCAUGUUCCUGUCAUCUAUCAUGAUUUCCUUGUCAGCGAAACGGGAAUCGAUGCCCCCGUUCAUACUCUGACACUUGAGCAAUUCCUUCAGCUUGGGGAGAGUGGCGUGUCUCGCCGGUCCACCUCUCCGUAUCAGUCGCCUGACGCUACCGGAAAGAAGAUGGGCAGUCCCAGCUUCCGUCCGCGAUCAAUGUCCGUUGGCGACUUCGAAUUUGACACUACAGAGCUGAACGAGCGAAUCAAACACACGCGGGAUUUCAAGAAGAAGGGGUUCAAAGGUAACACCCGCGGCAAUCACAUCCAAGCUCCCUUUGCAACGUUGGAGGAGCUAUUCAAGAAGCUGCCGAAGUCCGUUGGAUUCAAUAUUGAACUCAAAUACCCCAUGCUCUUUGAGAGCGAGGAGGAGGAGAUGGAUACCUACGCCGUCGAGCUGAAUUCCUUCGUGGAUACGGUUCUCAAAAUGGCCUAUGAUCACGGCGAGGGGCGCAACAUGAUCUUUUCUAGCUUCAACCCCGAUAUCUGUCUUUUGAUCGCUUUCAAGCAACCAUCCAUCCCUGUGCUCUUCCUGACCGACUCUGGUGCGUCUCCGGUAGGCGACAUCCGAGCCAGCAGUCUGCAGGAAGCUGUUCGGUUUGCUUCUCGCUGGAGCUUACUGGGCGUCGUCUCCCAGGCUGAACCACUGGUUCUGUGUCCGCGUCUGGUCCGCGUCGUGAAGGAGUCUGGUCUUGUCUGCGUAUCUUACGGAACGCUGAACAACGAGCCAGCAAACGUCAAGCUCCAAGUCGCCGAGGGAAUUGAUGCAGUGAUCGUCGACUCCGUUCUCGCCAUCCGUAAAGGUCUCACGGAGCAUCAAGCUAAAGGCGACACUCCGGCCCCAUCUGCGCAGCCAAGCCCGCUGGCUGAACCCAAUCGCGAGGCACUGAAGGAGUCUAUCCAGAUACCUGUCCUUGAACAAACUGAACAGAAGGAUGACCACCUCCAUGUGAAACCGCAGGCUGUACUCAAUCCCCAGUGA